GGGCCGCUCCCUCCCCGCCCCGGGUCCGGCGCGGGGCUCGGCGGGGCCGGCCGGGGAUGCCGCGGCGCGGCCCGCGCCAUGUGGUACAUCAUGCAGAGCAUUCAGAGCAAGUACUCUCUGUCCGAGCGCCUCAUCCGCACCAUCGCCGCCAUCCGCUCCUUCCCUCGGGACAACGUGGAGGAUCUCAUCGGCCGGGGCGCCGAUGUGAACUGCCUGCACGGCACCCUCAAACCCCUGCACUGUGCCUGCAUGGUGGCUGAUGCCGACUGCGUGGAGCUGCUGCUGCAAAAAGGAGCUGAGGUGAACGCCCUGGACGGCUACAACCGCACAGCCCUUCACUACGCCGCAGAGAAAGACGAAACCUGCGUGGAGAUUUUACUGGAGUACGGAGCCAACCCCAACGCCCUGGACGGCAACAAGGACACGCCGCUGCACUGGGCGGCCUUCAAGAACAACGCCGAGUGCGUGCGGGCCCUGCUGGCCAACGGUGCCCUGGUCAACGCCCUGGACUACAACAACGACACCCCCCUGAGCUGGGCGGCCAUGAAGGGCAACCUGGAGAGCGUCAGCGUCCUGCUGGACUUCGGCGCCGAGGUGCGCGUGGUCAACCUGAAGGGGCAGAGCCCCAUCUCGCGCCUGGUGGCGCUGCUGGUGCGCGGGCUGGGCACGGAGAGGGAGGAUUCCUGCCUGGAUUUGCUGCACAGAGCCACGGGACACUUCGAGCUGCGCAAGAACGGCAGCCUGCCCUGGGAGGUGGCGCGGGACCCGCAGCUGUGCCAGCGGCUGACGCGGCUGUGCUCGGCGCCGGGCACGCUGCAGGCGCUGUCGCGCUACGCCGUGCGCCGCUCGCUGGGCCUGCGCUUCCUGCCCCAGGCCGUGCAGCAGCUGCCGCUGCCCCCCUGCCUCAAGGAGUACCUGCUGCUGCUCACCUGAGCCAGGCACGGCUGCCCGCGCUUCCCGCUCGCUUCGGGACUUGGCAGCUUCUUCCCGGUGGGUUUUGUUCACCGCCGCCUCCCUUCGUCCCUUCCGUUCCUCCCACAUCCUCUCACGCUCCCUCUGUCUCCUCCUCUCUGUUCCCUCUGCUUCUUUCCCCCCUUCCUGCAAUGAACGACAUCUCUCUGAUGGCAAAUUAUAUCCCAGCUGUUGGAUUCA
This is a messenger RNA of Haemorhous mexicanus (house finch), 1152 nucleotides long. It is a transcript of the gene ASB8, whose product is annotated as ankyrin repeat and SOCS box containing 8. Gene Ontology annotation, biological process: intracellular signal transduction. The transcript has 3 exons. Gene Ontology annotation, molecular function: protein binding. NCBI's taxonomy places the organism in Eukaryota, Metazoa, Chordata, Aves, Passeriformes, Fringillidae. Bases 79 to 933 code for a protein of 284 amino acids. The record is from RefSeq and is a predicted model, not a curated record.